AUGCUUCCAGCGAUCCUCGUCUUGAAUGAUCGCUAUUAUCCGAGUUCCACUAAUUCACCCGCGAAAGUUGGGGCGACUGCGUUUGCAUUACAAGUGGUACGAGUUUUAGAGGACGCGGGGUUAUUUGGCGGAGUGAUCCUUUAUGAUCGUCAGGAUCAUUUAGCGGUGCCCAUUGUACAGCUUGUGACAAGAGACUCAACAGCAUGCGUCAAGUUAUCUUUCAACUUCGACAUGAGUACCACACAAGUUCGAUAUGCCUUAUAUGCCGCCACAGCUCUACUCGUGGCAACAUUCCCGGAGAGUCUACCACCAAUGCUAUACUACCAAACCGACACACUUCUCAAAUAUCAUCCGAAGCGGUUACCUUAUUGUGUCACCCAUCACGGCCCUUUCUACGGCGACUUUACGCGUCACUUCACCAAAGAUCUCGCUGCUGUAGCGUACGGCUCUGAGGAUAAGGCCUCACAUCUGGAAGCGACCCAGGAGGAGGGGCUACGACAUCUGAAAGCUUGUGAUCGUGCCUAUGUUCUACAGCAUUCCAACAAGCAAGGUGAUUAUCUCAUGGAACGAGGCAUUGAUCCAGCCCGAAUUCGAGCCCUCAAUCCACCCAUUCACUCGAUGCGCAUCUACCACCAUCACAAAACGACCAACAUCGAAGCACUCACAUCCUUCUCAUCAAGCAAAAGGAUUCUCAUCUUCACUGCAGUUGCUCGUCUUGACUAUUUCAAAAACAUAGAGCUAUUGGUAGACUCAGCAGUUUCACUCCUGGAUCGCGGUAGAUUGGUGCGGCUAUUGAUAGUAGGUGGUGAAGGAACUUCGGAUAUAGCAUUCGCGAAAUUACUUGCCCGAGUCCCACGAAGGCACAGUGCUCAUGUCAAAAUCACCUCCAAAAUCCCGAAAGACGACAUGUAUGCUCUCUUCGAUUACGUACAAACGCAUGGAAUAUUCAUUUGUACUUCACGCUACGAGACUCUUGGAAUCACCCCACUCGAGGCAGCCCUAAGCGGUGUGACCACACUUAUGCCAGCGUGCGACCUUGUUGAAGCUUCUCGUUAUUUCCCUUCAAGCUAUCGCUUCGAUCCUACUGUAUUCGGACUUUCGCAAGUAUUGGAAGGUUUCCUUCGGCAGAGGUUGGGAAAUUCUGGACUGGAGCUGCAACGUUUCAUCAACAGCUUGAUCUCAGAGGAGAGAUUCGUAUAUGACUUGCUGACUGCGUGGUCUGAAUUCUCUCAACAUGCUAUCAAAGUUUUAGCCACUUCGAACGGUACCGCCUAUCAUAAAUCCAAUCGACAAUUGAAGAGAGAGCAGAAAGACCACGAAGUCUAUAGUCUUCAUGUAUCGCCCGACGGGAAAAGAUUAGCAACCGCUGCCGGAGAUGGGCAUGUCAGAAUCUGGUCCACAGAGGCAAUUCUCGAGGCAGCAGAGCAAAACCCUUCUCCAAAACCGCAGCAAUUAUGCCACAUGAGCUAUCAUUCUGGCACUAUACAUACAGUUAGAUUCUCCCCGAACGGACGUUGGCUGGCUUCUGGAGCAGAUGACAAGAUCAUUUGUAUUUAUCAAUUGGAUACACAACCGGCAGCCCAUUCUGCAUCCUUCGGGACAAAUGAACCACCACCUGUGGAGAAUUGGAAAAUUGUUAAGCGUCUCAUUGGGCACGAUAGCGAUGUACAGGAUCUUGGUUGGUCUUAUGACUCUUCGAUUAUGGUAUCUGUAGGGCUGGAUUCGAAAAUCGUUGUAUGGUCGGGACAUACUUUUGAGAAACUCAAGACCCUCUCGGUUCAUCAAAGUCAUGUCAAAGGAAUCACAUUUGACCCCGCAAACAAAUACUUUGCGACUGCUAGCGAUGAUCGAACAAUCAAGCUCUUUCGAUUUACCUCACCGCUACCUAACGCUACUGCGUAUGAGUGUAUGAAUAAUUUUACUUUUGAGCACUCAAUUGCGGCACCUUUCACUUCUUCGCCUCUUACAACAUACUUCCGACGAUGCUCCUGGUCCCCAGAUGGUAACCACAUAGCGGCAGCAAACGCGGUCAACGGGCCUGUAAGCUCCGUUGCAAUCGUCAAUCGAGGAGCCUGGGAUAGUGAAAUUAAUCUAAUUGGCCACGAGGGUCCGGUGGAAGUUUGCACAUUCUCACCACGUUUAUUUAGCAGAACCGAGUUCACACCCGAAACUACGGAUCAAAAUGGUUAUAGCACACAGCCCCUGGUUACGGUCAUCGCAUGCGCUGGGCAAGAUAAAAGUUUAAGCAUCUGGAAUACUAGCAGCUCUCGACCGUUGCUUAUUUGCCAACAACUGGCUGGAAAAUCAAUUUCUGAUCUUGCUUGGUCGCCCGACGGACUUUCUCUCUUCGUUGCGAGUUUGGACGGAACUAUAAUUGCUGCACAGUUUCUCAAGGGUGAGCUAGGAUAUAUUGCACCAUUGACGGAAAACGAGAAGGCCUUGAACAAAUUUGGUGGCAAUCGCAAAGGUGCUGGUGUUGUUGAAGACGUGGCAUCAAUCCAUUUGGAAGAGAUAAGCAGGGCCGAUGAACUUCAAAAGACAGAAGGGAAAAUGAGUGCUCUUAUGGGAGGAUCUGGUCCUGUUUUGGUUAGCAAUGGAAACCCAUCGUCGGCACCGAUGGCCGGUGUUAUCAAUGCAGCCCCGACUACGAAUGGCAAGUCUGUACAACAGCCAGAGACACAACCGCAAGCUCCAUCCGAUCCGAACGCAGAAAGGCUAGACGCUUUAAAACAACGAGUUACAAUUACGAAAGAGGGCAAGAAGCGUGUUGCGCCAUUACUCGUCUCCGCAUCAAGCACAGGAUUAUCAUCUCUACCUCAAUCUCAGCUCAUGGCAUCGAGUUCCAAUAACGUUCAGAACGAAGCACCAGUAUCAAUACUAGAUCUUUCUAAACCUUACGAAGGGCUCCCAAGAGGUGGCCUUGCGGCUAUGCUCUUAGGCAAUAAGAGGAAGGCAAUUGCUCUGGAAGGCGAAGAAGAUGAUGAUGAUGAAUAUCCCAACAAGCGAUCGACGCCAGGUGUCGGACCUAUCCCCAUAGUUAUCAAUGGCGUUAGUGGACUAGAGAAUGCUUUACCAUUACCAUCUCAGAAUGGCGUUGUACCAACCCCGGAAUUCAUUCGGCCAGCUGUUGUCAAUCCAUCGCUGUCGAUUAGUCAGGUACGUUUAGCGGUACCAAAAAUCAGGAGCCAUGUCGUUAGAUCUCUCAACCGUGGAAAUCUACCAUCAGCAAAUGGUAAUGGUGCUGGAGGGCCUGACGAGGGUGCAAAACUGACCGACGAUAUUAUACUCGAAGCUCAAAAUCCAACUGUAUUAGUGCCUGUUCAGGUCAAGGACCCGUGCCGAAUCAGCGCCACCAAACGAGGUAUCACGUUAUGGCAGGAUUUUGUUCCAAGAGCUGUCAUAUUAGUAACGGGUAGCAAAAACUUUUGGGCGGCCGCUUGUGAAGAUGGGAGUAUUUUUACCUGGACCCCUGCAGGUCGAAGGAUUUUUAACGCCCUCGUUACUGAAUCUCAACCUGUUAUCAUUGAAUGCCGAGGCUGGUGGUUACUUUGUAUUACAGCUGUCGGCAUGUGCCAUGUAUGGAACCUCAAAACACUCGCUUCACCACAUCCACCUGUAUCUAUGGCGCCAAUUCUAGAAAUUGCCAUGCACUCCUUGGGCACACACACUACAUUUGCUCCAGGUGUAACUUCAGCUCAUCUCAACUCGACUGGACUUAUCGUCGUUACAUUGAGCAACGGCGAUGGCUAUGUGUACUCACCUAAAAUGUUUGUUUGGCAGCGAUUGUCUGAAGCAUGGUGGGCUGUAGGUAGUCAAUACUGGAACUCCAAUGACUCCUCAAUUAGUCAUCUGCAAUCUAAGGGUGUCGGCCCCGAAAGUCGCAAGGAUGGAGAGAUUGAUAGCACGAACUUAUCAGCAGGAAUUAUCCCUCACUUGGAGAGACACACUACUGGUGAAGUGCUACUCAAAGGCAGAGCCUACCAUCUUCAACGACUUAUAAAAACAUUACUCUCCAAGGAUGGUUUCGAAGGCUUUGAAUCAGGUGUUAGUAUCGCUCAUCUCGAAAAUCGCGUUGCUGCUGCCUUGCAACUUCAAGCCAAGGAUGACUUUCGCCUCUAUCUGUUCAUGUACGCGAAACGUCUUGGGGCGGAGGGACUCAAGAACAAGAUCGAGGAACUUUUACGUAGCAUCAUGGGUGGCAUAUUGCAAGAAAACAGUGAUAUCUCCACAGCUGAAAAGGGCGAGGGUUGGAUGAGUGAAGACGAACAAUUAUGUGGAUGGGACCGAAAAGAGCUCCUGAAAGGAGUUGUAUUAAUAUUAGGGAAAUAUCGAGAUUCGCAGAGACUUACAGUACAAUAUGCGAGGGUGCUCGAAAUGGUUGAUGACGAAAACAUGUGA
Molecule: messenger RNA, 4398 nt
Organism: Sclerotinia borealis F-4128
Lineage: Eukaryota; Fungi; Ascomycota; Leotiomycetes; Helotiales; Sclerotiniaceae
Source: the annotation of a GenBank genome assembly